Notodromas monacha is the source of this 1047-nucleotide messenger RNA. The record is from the annotation of a GenBank genome assembly. NCBI's taxonomy places the organism in Eukaryota, Metazoa, Arthropoda, Ostracoda, Podocopida, Cyprididae.
AUGGCGAUCGCGGAAAUCAAUGAUGGAAGAGCAGACGUUUUAGCGGAUGACCAGCAAGAGCUGCGUGGAGCGGAUUCCGAGGGCGACACUCGGUGUUUGAGUGGAGAAGACAUUGCUGCACGUUCUGCAACAUCAGCACCGGGUGUCGCUCCAAAUCAUCCUGUGCCCAAUCCCGCAACUGACCAAACGACCGGAGAACACUCGAUUUCGAGGAGUAACGAUGAUUCAAAUGAGGAAAUGUGUAGGAUUUGUUUGGAAGGCCCUGGACCUGGGAAACGUUUGAUCACUCCAUGUUGGUGCAGUGUCAAUUGCAAUUUCAUGAAAGAGGCGAUUUUCUUGACAUUUUGGUGCACCUUCCUCGCGCUGGUGAACAUCAUGAGCAUCGAACCUGCUGUUGAGGGUUGGAGAGGAUCCGUCAAGUCUGAUGACCUGCUGCCUUUGAUUCAACUUGUCCUCACCACAAUGGCGAUUGGUCACAACUCAUAUCUUCUAAUGAAGUGUUGUCUAAAGUUGUAUGCGAGCAUGAAAUAUUGCUGCGACAAUCACACGCAUGUGACUUUGAUGGAAGAGAAAAGGCUUUUACCUCGAAGACAGAUUGAGAGGCCGGUUCCUGUGAAUCGGCUCCCAGGUCUGGUGGAAUCCGACGACCGAGCUCAAGCAGUGAAUGACGCAGCCAAUGGAGGACAAGAAGAGGACAGGACAUCCUUGGGUGCAUCCGUUUUGCCAAUCGAUGGCACAAGUGCUGAUUUCUUCAGCCUGAGCUCCUUGACUUUCCGUCUUCCCCAGAGCACUUCAUUCGAUGGGUCUGGAAUGGACAGGGAAAUGAGACAAGGAAUGCCGAGAACCAGUGAAAACUGCUCUUUGCCAGUUCGAAUAUUUGGAAGUGCCCUGAACCCAGGGUCUCGCAACCCGAGUCAACAACAACAACGGAUUCUGCGUCAUCGUACUCAUCGGCGAGAACGGGUACUUCUACUCCGGAAACUGGGACCGGAAAAGCCACGAUUCUGCAACAGGUUUCGGAACCACGGGCGAGACAAGCAUUUCUGA